Molecule: messenger RNA, 651 nt
Organism: Metarhizium album ARSEF 1941
Lineage: Eukaryota; Fungi; Ascomycota; Sordariomycetes; Hypocreales; Clavicipitaceae
Product: Thioredoxin-like fold protein
Exons: 1
Coding region: 1-651 (216 amino acids)
Source: RefSeq, a predicted model, not a curated record
AUGGCCGUGCCCCCCAAGUUCGCAGGCCACAAGCUCGGAUUCGCGCCGCCGACCCCGUCAACCCCGUCGGCCCCCCAUUCCACGCACACCUUGGAGCUCUACGUCGACUACUGCUGCCCCUUCUCGGCCAAGCUCUUCCGCACCAUGUACAACCAAGUCAUACCCGCCAUUCGCGACAACGAGUCCUGGGCUUCCAGCCUCGCCCUCAUCUUCCGCCAACAAGUCCAGCCGUGGCACCCGUCAUCGACGCUGAUGCACGAAGCGGCCCUCGCCGUGUUGCGCCUCGCCCCCGACAAAUUCUGGGGCUUUAGCAGCCAGCUCUUUGAGGAGCAGACCGCCUUUUUCGACGUCAGUGUCGUCAACGAGACUAGAAACGCCACGUACAAGCGUUUGGCAAAGAUUGCCGCCAAAGUCGGCGUCGACGAGACGCGAGUCUACGAGCUGCUCGAGGUCGCCGACAAGCCCGGCCAAGAUGGAUCCCUCAAUGGUGGGAACCAGGUCACCAACGACUUGAAACUUGUCACCAAGAUGAAUAGGUUGAUUGGAGUCCACGUCACCCCGACUGUGGUCUUUGACGGCCUUGUCCAGGAUACGAGCUCUGGGUGGACAGUGAAUCAGUGGAAAGAGUGGCUGGCCAAGAAUCUUGCUUGA